UGGCUCCAAAUAAACCCUAUCUAGGUUAGGGGAGAACAGGGGAAUGGCGAUGGAUGGCGACGCCCUGGCGGCGACGGCGCUGCUGCUGCGCGACAGCCUUCACAGGAGCCAGAGCGUGACGCAGAGCGUGAUGAGCAUCCUGGGAUCGUUCGAUGCGCGGCUGUCGGGCCUGGAAUCCGCCAUGCGCCCCACGCAGCUGCGCACGCACUCGUACAGGACUGUCCACCACAACAUCGACAAGACGCUCAAGGCGGCUCAAGCGAUUCUCACGCGCUUUGAUGUGUCGCGGCAGGUGGAAACCAAGAUCCUCAAAGGGCCUCGGGAGGAUCUGGGAGGCUACGUCGCGGCCGUGGAUGAGAUCAAGCGCAACAUCGAGUUCUUUACUUACAAUCGCAGCUUUAAGAAUGACGACGCUGCGCUCACCCAUGCACGUACGCUUCUUUCCAAAGCCAUGGAGAAGCUAAAUGGAGAGCUCAAACUUGUCCUCUCCCAGCACGGCAAGCCGGUGGAACCAGCACGGCUCUUGGAAUCCUUGCCCAAGACUGCCCCAGCGCACCAUGACAAUUCUACACCUGAUGCUCCUGCCACCACCAACGAUGCGGUUGUGCUUCCGAUGCUACUCCCCCCCAGGAUUGUCCCUCAGUUGCACGAUAUCGCUGAGCGCAUGAUCGGCUCUGGUCACCACCAGCAAUGCUUGAAAACUUACAGAGACGCGAGAGCAUCUGUAUUGGAGCAGAGCCUCCGUAAGCUAGGAGUGGAGAAGCUCACGCGAGAAGACGUCCAAAAACUACAAUGGGAGGUGCUGGAGGGAAAGAUUGGCAACUGGAUCCAACACAUGCGCGCUGCUGUCAAACUCCUCUUUGCAGCGGAAUGGAAGCUCUGCAAUCAAGUCUUCGAUGGCCUAGAUCCUUACCGAGAGGCUUGUUUUGCAGAAAUCACUCAGAACAGCUUCAGCGUGCUGAGCAGCACCGGCGAAGCCAUUGCUAGGAGCAAAAAGUCCCCUGAGAAGCUCUUUGUGCUCCUGGACAUGUUCGAGACUAUGCAUGAUCUUCUGCCGGAGAUGAAAACAAUGUUCGCAGGGGAGACAUCAGCUUCUGUUCGUGAUGCAGCUGCUGGUCUCACUCAGAAGCUAGCACAAACUGCUCGUGAUACCUUUGAUGAUUUUCUGGAUGCUGUGGAGAAAGACGCAACCAAAACUGCUGUCCAGGAUGGUACGGUCCACCCGCUUACGAGUUACGUCAUUAACUAUGUCAAGUUUCUCUUUGACUACCAAAUCACAUUGAGGCAACUCUUUGAUGAGGAGGACAAGGAUGUGUCGAGUUCCCGGUUGGCAGCAGCGACAUCGAAAAUUAUGGUCGUUUUACAGAACAAUCUUGACUCUAAGGCGAAGCAGUACAAGGACCCUGCUCUGACGCAUAUCUUUCUCAUGAACAACAUCCAUUACAUGGUUAAAUCCGUGCGAAGGUCGGAGGCUAAAGACCUUCUCGGGGAUGACUGGAUUCAAAGGCAUCGCCGCAUCGUCCAGCAGCAUGCUCAGGCAUAUCAGCGCACAGCGUGGGGAAAGCUACUUCAAUACCUCAGUGGCCAGGGAUUGUCGUCCUCUUCGGGAGGCAGCGGGAUGAGUACGGGAGGAGCUCCUGACGGAACCAGCAGUGGGAUAUCCAGAGCCGUGCUGAAAGAAAGGUUCAAAAACUUCAACAUUUUGUUCGAGGAGCUUCAUCAACGGCAGUCCCAAUGGACCAUUCCAGACGCGGAGCUGCGAGAUGCGGUGCGGCUGGCUGUCGCCGAGGUGCUACUCCCAGCAUACCGGAGUUUCAUCAAACGCUACAGUGCCAUUUUGGAGAAUGGGAAGAACACGCAGAGGUACAUCAAGUACACGGCGGACGACUUGGAUCGCUUGCUGGGCGAGCUGUUCGAAGGCAAGACUAGAGGCGGUCCUGGAAGUGGUGGCGGCAGCAGUGGUGGCGAACGAAGAUAGUGAAAGUUUUGUGUUGUGGAGGAUGUGAAUAUAUGUAAGUUUUCGACGCGUGA
Selaginella moellendorffii is the source of this 2031-nucleotide messenger RNA. RefSeq names its product exocyst complex component EXO70A1. The record is from RefSeq and is a predicted model, not a curated record. Gene Ontology annotation, biological process: exocytosis. Gene Ontology annotation, cellular component: exocyst. Gene Ontology annotation, molecular function: phosphatidylinositol-4,5-bisphosphate binding. The transcript is spliced from 12 exons. NCBI's taxonomy places the organism in Eukaryota, Viridiplantae, Streptophyta, Lycopodiopsida, Selaginellales, Selaginellaceae. Bases 44 to 1978 code for a protein of 644 amino acids.